UUCAUGUGUUUUAAUUUCCACCAGGUUGUAUAUGUCACCAAAGAAGAAAGUGACUCCAGUGCAAAAAUCAAUGAGUCCGCUCGUUUGGUGCAGGCAAAUACUGGAUUAUCCAACUCCAGACAUUGAAUGUGCUAAAAAGUCACUGAUCCAUAGGCUUGAACAAACCAUGUCAGCUCUCAAGAGACACAGCCUGUACAAUAAUCCAUUCAACACUGUCAAUUACACAAACUCCUACAGCCACAGUGCUGGCAGUCCCUACAGCACUAACUUCAAUUCUCCUUCCCCUACACCAUCGAAAGGUCCUUUAGUAAAACAGCUCAUCUAUCCUAACAACUCAGGUCAUUUCAAAACUUCUGAUCGAAAUCCUCCACUCAGUCCACAAUCCUCAAUAGACAGUGAAUUAAGUGCUUCAGAAAUGGACGAAGACUCAAUAGGAUCUAAUUACAAACUAAAUGACUUAACUGAUGUGCAGAUUUUAGCCCGAAUGCAAGAAGAGAGUCUUCGGCAAGAAUAUGCAGCAACUACUUCUCGGCGUAGCUCUGGUUCUUCAUGUAGUUCUAUGCGGCGUGGAACGUUUAGCGACCAGGAACUUGAUGCCCAGAGCUUAGAAGACGAAGAAGAUGGCUGCCACCAUGCAGUGCACCCAGCUAUGAAUAGGUUCUCUCCAUCACCCCGCAAUUCACCCCGACCUUCACCAAAACAGUCCCCGAGGAAUUCUCCCAGGUCUCGAUCCCCUGCUCGAGGAAUAGAGUACAGCAGAGUGUCACCUCAGCCCAUGCUUAGCCGCCUGCAGCAACCCCGCCUUUCACUUCAAGGACAUCCGCCUGAUUUGCAAACCACCACUGUCAAAAAUGAAGAGAAACUAAGGCGUAGCCUUCCAAACCUCUCCAGGACAUCUAACAUCCAUGUUGAGUCUGUGAAAAACAGUAGAAGUGACUCAAACUUUCAAGUGCCAAACGGAGGAAUACCUCGUAUUCAGCCUCAGUCCACAGCCACUCUGCAAAAGCAGAAAAAUUUGCCCCGAGUUGCCUUCAAAACCAAACAACUACUUCAUACUCCAGCUGCCAAAGGAGGUAAUUAGCUUACAGGCGCUUAACUGCACUCCAGCUAAAGUCAGAAAGAUGUUUCUUUUUGUGUUCAACAGGAGAUAUUAAUCUUCAGUGCUCACACUUGCUCCUCUGUAAGAAACCCACUGGAUUUUGAACUGUACAUUUGAGACACAAGCUGUUAGCAGAUACUGAAUAUUUGAAGCUUGGUACAAGAUUCAGCCCAGCCAGAGCUGUCAGAAAAGGAUUAACUCUUGUUGAGGAGAUUGUACAAAUCAACUUCCUUCUUGCUUACUAAGAAGAAACUCCCAUUAGUUAUACUAAUUGAAUUUGGUUGUCUUUGCCUUAAGUCAACUCAGCAUCCUUGAGUGGAGUUCUAAGGCUGUUUGAUUGUCAUCCUUUCGAGACAGAAUCUAUCAUUGCUUCUAUGUUUGGCACCUCGGGCCAUUCAGUCAUCUUCGUAGGCUGCUUUAAGACAGCGGGAUAAAAAUUCUUCUCGCCUGGGUAUCUUCUCGGAAAUCAACAGCUUUUUUAUUUUUGAGUUUUUGCUUUGUCUUGUUCAAGCUUCAGACACCUUCACUGUGUUGUAUUUAAGCAACACUGUACCAAUUAAUAUUAUUCAAGUUUGAUAUCUCUGAAAUUCAUGGUAGGGUGAAGGAAAGAUACUUUUUAAAACUCAUUAUCCUCAACAAGACUAAUUUACUUUUGGUUUUCUUACGCUGUGCUUUUAAAGAAGUCAUGGGACAGCUAUUUAAAGUAGUUUUGUAUUUUUCUGCUAAACCAAAAGAAUAGCUGUGGAACUUAUUAUUAUCAGGAUAAUAUAUGGAGUCUUUGAGAAAGCUAAACUUAAUCACAGUAUUUUAGAAAAAGCCUUGACAUUUUUUUAAAAAAAAGCUUAUCCACAUUAUUGGAAAGCUGAAGAUACCAAACAUUGACUGACUUCAGAAAUUUUAAGUAGUGACGAUUGUUCCAGUGCUUAUGCAGAUCUCACAAUACAAAAAACACCCAAAUAAUAUUUACUAAAAGCUUUAAAGGUAAAGGUUCCCCUCGCACAUAUGUGCUAGUCAUUCCCGACUCUAGGG
This is a messenger RNA of Thamnophis sirtalis, 2128 nucleotides long. The record is from RefSeq and is a predicted model, not a curated record. Lineage: Eukaryota; Metazoa; Chordata; Lepidosauria; Squamata; Natricidae.